AUGUCUAUAUUCAAGUUAUCUAAUUUAUUACUCUUACAAAUCAUCACAGAUAUUGAAGAUAAUGUAGAUAUAAUAUGUUUGUUGUUGACUUGUAAACAUUUGUAUCAUAAUAGUAGUUUAAAGAGAUUGAUUAGAUUUAAAGGAAUAAAAGUUAUAGAUACACGUAAUAGAGAUGUAUCAAAACAGUUUAUAGCCACAGUCAAUCACUUUAACCUCAACUCUUUUAAAGAUAUAUUGGUGAAUAGUGUAGCAGAUCAACAUACACUACUGCCUGAUAGCAAUGACUAUCCCAAUUGGAUACAAGACUACAUCACUGAAGAAAACAGAGUCAAUAAAAGUAACAUUGCAUUGGUUAACUAUUAUGACUCUAAAUCAAUCAUACCAAUCUACGAAAUACCAUCAAUCGAGACACUAUACAUCAACCAACACCACCACUCUAAUAAAGUCGAUCUUUCCUCCAUCUCUCUGCUACCACAUCUUCAACGACUAUCAGUUCGUUCACAUGGGAUGCAGUUAGGUCACCAUUCAUCUCUCAAGUCACUUGUACUUGGUAUCAAUGACACAUACGCUCGACGAUUUGACAUUACUGAUUUGGAGCUCAACCAAUUGGUUUCGCUGACCGAGUUGACCUUUAAGAGUUUUAUAGAGACUAAUCUAGAGUAUGAUAUCUUUCCAAGUAGUCUUACAUCACUCACUCUUCGGAUGAUAAGGAUACCUGCACGAGAUGCAUUCCUUCCAUUAACAUCCCUCGUACACUUUAAGUUAAUCAUGGAUGGUAGUGAAUUUAGUCAAGAUGAGGUGGAACACCAACAAUUCAUCGAUCUCUCAAGUCUAAACAACCUCAAGUCAUUCAAAUUUAAAGAAAAUGAAAGUGCAGCAGAGUAUAAUAUAGAGAUUAGUUUACCUCUAUCAAUCAACACGCUUAUACUAUUGUCCACUUACAUACAAAUAUCAUCACAAUCUAAAAUGCCAUUUUUGGAGAAAUUGUAUGUCUAUCAUAGUUUAUUGAUUGAUGAAAGGAUACGUUUAUCAUCAUCACCAUCUCUAAAGAAACUAGUUAUUUAUGAUUGCUAUAGUAUGAUAUCGUCCACUAUCAUCAUCCCUAAAAGUGUUGAAAAGCUAACAAUUCAUAAUGAAACAGAUCAUUAUAUACUUGGACAAGUUGUAUUCCCACCAUCACUCACUCAUCUAUCAAUCAUUGGCAACUUUUAUGAACCUGUCAAACCAUUACCAGAAUCUCUUAUCAAACUAAAGCAGACAGUCACCGAAUCUUCAUUAUUACUAUCACUUCCUCAACAUUUAAGGCGUCUCCAUCUUCAAAUCAAUGUUUCAAGUUUUAAACAUUUGGCAUUCCCGUCAUCUUCCAACCACAACAACAACAACAACAGCGAUAACUAUCCACCUCAUCUUGAAACUUUAAAUUUUAAUAUUAAAGGUUACUCUACAAUUGACAUUCCACCAAUCACCAAAUAUCUAUCACUAUCACUUGAACCCAACCCUAAACCAGGUCCAAAUGACCCUCAACUUCCAAUCUAUUCAAUUAGUUCUAGGAUACCCAUAACCAUCACUGAUCAAUCACAACAAUGGUUACCAGUCAAUACUACUCAUCUAACUUGUGGUAUCCCAAGAGACCUACGUAGGAACUCUGAGAAAGACUGGGUUGUUGCAUUUAGAUUAGAUGAAGUAAUUAAUCACACCACUGUUAGAUAUUUAUCUCUCAAUUUUUCCAAUCGUUAUUCCAAAGUCAACACAACAUUACAAUUUUCAAUUCAAAGAUUGGACUCAGACAAUAAAAAUGUAUUGGUAUUAGAAAGACAGACACUCGCAGGUGGAAUAAUCACUCAAAGAAGAAAAUCAAUCAACACUCUACAACAAAAAGAAUUUUACCCAAUUUAUUUAUAUUAUAAUUCAAAGUCUCUAUCUCCAUUUGAAUUUAGAUGGAGUUUUACCUCCUUUAAAUAA
Messenger RNA from Cavenderia fasciculata, 1962 nucleotides. RefSeq lists its product as uncharacterized. The coding region runs from base 1 to 1962 and encodes 653 amino acids. The record is from RefSeq and is a predicted model, not a curated record. The transcript has a single exon. NCBI's taxonomy places the organism in Eukaryota, Evosea, Eumycetozoa, Acytosteliales, Cavenderiaceae.